CAUUUUCAGGUGUCAAAAGUCUAUGGGCCUGUGUUCACUUUGUAUUUGGGUACGAAGCCCACUGUGGUGUUGCAUGGAUAUGAAGCUGUGAAGGAAGCCUUGAUUGAUCAUGGAGAGGUAUUUUCUGGAAGAGGCAGUUUCCCAGUGACUGAAAGAGUUAAUAAAGGAUUUGGAAUUGCUUUCGCUAAUGGAAGCAGAUGGAGAGAGAUAAGGCGCUUCUCACUCAUGACUCUGCGGAAUUUUGGGAUGGGGAAGAGGAGCAUUGAGGACCGCAUUCAAGAAGAAGCCCGCUGCCUUGUGGAGGAGUUGAGGAAAACCAAGUCCUCACCCUGUGAUCCCACCUUUAUCAUGGGCUAUGCUCCCUGCAAUGUGAUCUGCUCCAUUAUCUUCCAUAGUCGUUUUGAUUAUAAAGAUCAGAAUUUUCUCAAAUUUAUACGGAAAUUACUUGAAAACCAGGAGAUUCUGAGCUCCCCAUGGAUCCAGGUCUGCAACAAUUUUCCUGUUCUCAUGGAUUAUUUUCCGGGGAGUCAUAAAACAUUUUUUAAGAAUAUUGGUGAUAUGAAAGAGUAUUUUUUGGAGAAAAUAAAAGAACACCAAGAAUCCCUGGAUAUGAACAGUCCUCGAGACCUCACUGACUGCUUCCUGAUCAAAAUGGAAGAGGAAAAGGACAAUCCACAGACUGAAUUUACCAUUGAAGCCUUAGUAAACCUUGUGAAUGAUCUGUUUGGAGCUGGGACAGAGACAAUAAGCACCACUCUGAGAUAUGGACUCCUUCACCUGUUGAAGAACCCAGAGGUCACAGAAAAAGUCCAGGAAGAGAUUGACCGUGUGAUUGGCAGACACCGCAGCCCCUGCAUGCAGGACAAGAGCAGUAUGCCUUAUACAGAGGCUGUUCUGCAUGAGAUCCAGAGAUACAUUGACCUCGGCCCAACCAGUCUGCCCCAUGCAGUGAACUGUGACACUAAAUUCAGAAACUACUUCAUCCCUAAGGGAACAACCAUAAUAACAUCCCUGACAUCUGUGCUGUGUGACAGCAAAGAAUUCCCCAACCCAGAGAAAUUUGACCCAGACCAUUUCCUGGAUAAGAAUGGCAAAUUCAAGAAGAGUGACUACUUCAUGCCUUUCUCAACAGGAAAACGGGCUUGUGUAGGAGAAGGUCUGGCCCGCAUGGAACUGUUCUUAUUCCUGACCACCAUCUUACAGAACUUUCACCUGAAAUCUGUGGUGGACCCAAAGGAUCUUGAUACCACCCCAGUUUCCAGGGGGCUUGUCUCUGUGCCACCUGCAUACCAGAUCUGCUUCAUUCCUGUCUGAAAAGAGCAGUCUUUUUGGCUGCUGCUGUGGUGUCAUCUGGAAUCUCCUCUUCGGGGCAUGCUCCACUUCCUUCCCUGUCAGUUGUCUCCUCUGACCUGCUUUUCACCACCCUAUUCCUUUGAAUUCCAGUGAACAUGGAACCCCACUGUAGAAUGUGUACUCAGUUUUCACAAAGGCAUGCUUCCUGUUCCCUUACUCCAACACUUGCAUUAGCCACUCUGUAUUUUAAAACAUUAGUGGCUUUUCACUAUACCAUCACUUUAAACCAGGAAGAAUUUGGGGGACAUUAUGAGAAGUGCAAUAAGUCAUGCACAGCUAGAUAAAGUCACAUGGUUUCAAUUUUUGAAUAAUAUAAACAUGUCAAACUCUUAGGUUAGUGAUAAGUAAUGGUUACUAGAAAUUGAGACCGGGUGAGGGUGUGAGUGGAUGGAGAAAGAAGAGAAGCUAGUUAAAGGUUCAGAGUUUAGGGUAGACAGUAGGAAUUAGUUUUAAUGAUAUAGUGUAGAACAUGGUCCCUAUUAUUAAUAAUGAUUUGUUGCAUAUUUCAAGAUACUUAAAAGGGGGAGAUAUUACACAUCCUACCCAUAAUAAAGGACAAAUUUUGAGAUAAUGACUAUGUUAAUUAUCGUGAUCAAUCAUUGUUCCAUGAAUACUUAUACCACAAUGUGCCCCAUAAAUACAUAUGAUCACUACUUCUCAACUAAAAAAGAUGUGGAGUAGAUUAAAAAUUAAAAUGCACAUGAAAUCUACAUUGUUUCUAUUUUUAACAAUCUUCAUUGGAAAAGGGCAACAUAUUAAUGAGGUGUUGACAGAAGUGUGGAACAACAGGCAGAAUUAUACCCUGACAGAACAAUUUCUCAAUAUUGCUACUCUAAUUAUCUUACCAAAAUUUAUAAUUUUCCCUUCACCACCAUCUUCCCCAUCAUAAAACUUCUGAUUCCCCUUUCCUGCUUUAACCAUUUCCUCUUUUCCUUUUACUUACUCUUUCUCAUAAUUCUGUGAGAUAGAUAGUAUUUGUAUGAGUCACCAUUACUGCCUCAACAAGUGCCUCAGAUAUAGUGACUGAAAACAGCACACAUUAACUAUCUUAGAGUUCUGGAGUUUGAGAUCCAAUAUUAUCUCCCCUGGGCUAAGUUGAUUCUGUCAACCAGUACAGUUCAUUUUUGAGCCUCUAGGGGAGAUCCAUUUCCCUAAUUUUUUCAUCUUGUAGAAACUGCCUGCAUCCCUUGGCUUCUGAGUCCUUUGUCACAUCAAUUCAACCUCAGUGUCCACAUCUGCUACCUCCUCAUAGCUUCUCAUUUUUCUUUUAUAUAAUCAAACCAAAUUCAUGGGUUCACAAGUUUGAAGGAUUAAGAUGUAGAUGCUUUGGGGUGUGAGGUCAUUAUUAAGACUAUGACAUUAUGAUUAUAUCCUAUUACUACUGAGAUAAUUCAGACAAGGCUUCGCUAAGUAUUGUGUUUGUGUUCACAUGUCAGAACAAGGAGGGGAACCCCAGGGCCAUCUGGCUAUAAAACUAAACUUUCCUAAUCAGGUGUUGUUAAUACUUUAAGGGUCUUUUUGUUUUAAAGUUUUAUUGGUACGUAAUGAUGUAAUGAUAUAUUUGUUAUAUUUAAUGGAAAGAGAAAAUAUUUUCAGAUUUCAAAGGAAAAAAAAUAGACUUCAUACCAAGGAUCAAUAUUCAGGAAGGAAUACAAUUUCUUCAGUAGACUAGAAUGUACUAGAGACAGAUGUUGAGAUUUUAUUUUAUUUUAUUUUAUUUUGGAUACAGGAGAUUAUUCCACGGGAGCUUAAACACUGAGCCACAUCCCCACAUCUCCUGAGAUGCUGGGAUUACUGCCGUUCACCGCCCCACCUGGCUGUUUCUAGGAUUUUAAGAGAAACUAUUUAAAAUCUAGAAUUCUAGGCCCAGUCAACUUUCAACUAUUUGAUAAGGAAAGAUCAGCAAAUUGAUUUCCUGUAUUAGUUUAGGAAUCUUCAGGGAGAGAGAGAGAGAGAGAGAGAGAGAGAGAGAGAGAGAGAGAGAGAACUUAUCAAAGUGAGAGAUAGAUGAUAAACUGGUGAUAAGGAAUUUUUUAUAGAAAUUGACUCACAUGGUUGUGGAGAAAAAAAAUCUCAUGCUAGGUUCUCUGCAGUCUAGAGAACAAGGUAAACCCGUGGUAUGACUCAGUCCAAGUCUAUGCUCAUGAGUAUUGCCUGAGUGUUGCUCUUUUGGAAAUACCCUCACAGACAUACCCAGAAAUUAUGCUCUUGUGUAUCACUUAAUCCAGUCAAGUGGAAAUCUAAAGUUAAUCAUUUUACAUAUCCCCAGCAUAUUCCCCCAACCGCGAGGGGAGUGUUCUUGCAAACAAGAGAGAAAAACAAGACAAAGGAGAAGCUGGAUUCAGGCUCAGAAGUUCCAAGAGGGUGGUCAAAGUGAAAAUCUCAGAGCAUGUUAAGGUUGGCCAUAGGAGGAGAGAUGGGGUCUAGGCUUCCAGACCAACUAGGGACAGAGGGAAAGAAAGUGAAAGGAUUGGAAGUUGCUAACCCCUUCCCCUUUUUGUGUUGCUCACUGAUCUGUCAAUUGGAGUGGCAUAAACCUGAAGCUGUUGUAACUCUCAGCUUCCCUUCUCACUAGUACAAGGUAGGAUGGAAUGGCCAGUACUGUAGGUUGAAGUUUUGUCUACACAGACAAGAUUGAGAAACUCCCAGGGUGGAGCUGCUGCAGAAUAAAAUGAAGGGAAUUCCAAAGUUGUGGCUCAAGUCUAAUAAGGCCUCUGUGGUUUUGUUGGGUGAUAUGGGCUCUGGAGAGGAGACCAACACACCCUUAGGACCUGGAAAAUGGUGAUUUAUAUUGGGACUCUAAAAGUUUGGGGGCUCCCAAGAAAUCUGCUCCUGUAGGAGAGAAGUGAAUCCACAAACUUUGCUGCCCAUAAACACAGACUUCCCAACUGAGUCCCUGAGUGUGCACAAACCCUCCUGUUCAGUUCACCAUCUCUCUGCAGCUGGUCAUGUGAGCAGCCAGAUUCAAAGGGAAAAUGAGUUGGAUUCCCCUUUGUAUUUCUGACUUAAAUCUCCCUGGUAAAAUUUCUUGUGUCUGCUUCACUCUCUACAAAGUUAACUGUAGACCACUCAUAGGCACUCAUGGGAGCACUAUGGCAAUGUUGCCAUGAUCUUCCAGGCUCCUGCAACAGAAAGCUGCAGUGUGGCCUCCUCAAGAUGGCUCCCAACCUCAGCUUUCCAUGGCCACUUAACAAAUACAGAACUUAUCAAACACCAGCCUCCUCGUUAAACUUUUCAACUAACAUUAUUGAGUGUGUGCCACCUGUUUCUUUAAAGGACUGUUAAAAAGUAAGAGAAAAUAGUUAAAUGUCACUUCCUUAAAAAAUGUUCCUUUACCCUCUGACUGCUCUUCAGUGCCUCAAAAAGGCCGGUCAGGAGUUCCCCUCUCUGGACACCCAUGGUAGCCUCUAGCAUAGCACUGGCCACACUGCAGUUUCAUUGACUGUUAAUUCAUCUUCCUCUGUCUUAGAGGGAAGCUCUGGUUCUCUUUCACAUUUGUAUCCCUGGAUGUGAGUUUGGGAUUGCUACACAUAAGAUGCUUGGUAAUGCUAUUGAUUGAACUGGCUUUUCAGGUUCAAAGAGAAGAGUCUUGUUAGAAUUGGACUUCUAGGAGCUCCUAAGAAUCUCUGCAGGUUCAGGAAGCAGAAUUAGUGGGUGGAGGCUCAAAGUCACUGAGGAAAAUAACUACCAACCUGGACAUUGGAAAUAGUGCCUCAGACCUUCAAGAAAAGGCUGUGUGUAUAGCUCAGAGUAGCCUCCAUGCAAAGCUCAUUCUCAUCUCUUGACCACUUAUGUAGAAAUGAAAACAGAGCUUGCUUGCCUGCUGAGAAAGCCAUGAAACAGUCACUCUCCUUAAAGUUGUCACUUUCAUCCAGAAAGAGGGCAGGGUAAACUUCUCUAGAUUGGGAAACUCUUUGUCAUCAUGCAGGACAGAAAUCAUACAGGUUAUUUUGUCUGCUCCCUGAUAGAGGAGAAACAGAUGAAUUUAUAAAGUAAUCAUGGAACUUGAGAAAAAGUAGACUUCCCUCACCUAAUCUCCAUGUUUUAUAGAUGAGAAGAGGUGAGUGAGACACAAAAAUGAGAAAUUGUUUUAGUCCCUGUCACAUGAUAAACUAUAGCAAGCCCAACAAGUUUAAAUUGUGCAAUGCCUGGUCCCAGGCACUGCUCAUUGACUACAAGGCCAUCCUCACCAGGGUGUAGGCUGACACCAGUAGUUACUGUGCAGAAGAUCAAGUUAACGUCCUGAAGUCCAUUGCUCCACACAAAUAAAUUGCUAUAUUGUGUAACAGAGCUGAUAUCACUGAAAAUUCAGCUGUUCUUUCUUUACUUUUUAUUUUUUAAAAGUUUUAAUUUUCAUUGAAUCAAGUUUGAGGCAUUCUUCAAACCUGAAUUGCUUGAAUGGCCAUAUUCUUGAAAAACCUUCAAUUCCCCUCCAAUAUGACAGAAACUGGUACACUCCCAUUACCAUGUUCCCUUAAUGACUACAACAUUAUCUUUGUAGAAAGCAGUUGUAAUUUUUAGGUUUUUCAGCAAUUUGGUGUUAUUAUUUGCACCUCCUAAUUUUUAAAUAUAGAUUCACUACUUUCAUUGUUCUCCUGUGAACUGAAUUAUAUACCAUUUUUUUUUAAUGUUGUGUUUUAUUUUCACUCAUCUUCCCUUUUUCUAGUUUUCCUAGUGAUUUCUUCUUUAACUUACUGGUUGUCCAAGAGUAUGUUCCUUAACAUUCACAUUUCCCUGUGUUGUUGGUUUUUAACAUCAUUCCACUGUGAUGAGAGAAGAUACAUGAUUUUAAUAUUUUAAAUACUUGAGGAUUAUGCAUCAUCUACAUAUGGUCUAUCCUGGAGAAAAUUCUCUGUGUACCUGAGUUGAAUGUGUAUUGUAUAAUUGCUAAGAAAAGUGUCCUGUUAAGUGUUAGUUAUAGUUGAUAACUGGUACUAUUUAAAUUUUGACAUUUGUCCAGGUGCUUAAUCUCUUAUUUAAAGUUGAGUGUUGGAAUGUCCCACUUCUAUUUUACAACUAUUUUUCUGUUCAAUUUUCAAUGCUUACUUUGUUACAAUUUCAGGUUCUCUUGAUUGUUACAUAUACAAUUAAAAUGU
Messenger RNA from Sciurus carolinensis (gray squirrel), 6449 nucleotides. Its product is annotated as cytochrome P450 2C18-like. Gene Ontology annotation, cellular component: cytoplasm; intracellular membrane-bounded organelle. The transcript has 8 exons. The record is from RefSeq and is a predicted model, not a curated record. Gene Ontology annotation, molecular function: iron ion binding; heme binding; oxidoreductase activity, acting on paired donors, with incorporation or reduction of molecular oxygen, reduced flavin or flavoprotein as one donor, and incorporation of one atom of oxygen. The annotation marks the transcript as partial. Gene Ontology annotation, biological process: xenobiotic metabolic process. NCBI's taxonomy places the organism in Eukaryota, Metazoa, Chordata, Mammalia, Rodentia, Sciuridae.